AUGUCUUCUCCAUGGGAAUCCGGUCCACCUCCCCCUGACACACCAAAUCAGUCCGUGUACCCAAGGGCUCCAGGAAUGCAAAGGUCGCUUCGCGUGGGGCGGGGACCUUCGACGGAGGCAAUCAAGGCGCUCUCCAUAUACGCGCCAAACCUAGAAUACAUCGAGUUUGACCAGGUUCAGCCGUCGCAUCCUGACCACAUGGCCGAGCUGAAGGUCUUCCUCCCUCGCAUGAAUACGUUGUCGAUCGUUUAUUCCAACGUCGACGGCGCAUUGCAAACCUUGGCCAACACGACCGCGCCUGCUAUGAAGGACCUUCGACUCUGCGCCAUCCGGUCUCCUGACCCCGACAACGGGAUCGAAGUGGAUUCAACACCUCUCCUUAUGCACCUAGUGAAUGCGAGUGUCAGCAACGAUGCGCACGCUUCUGGUCGUUACAUAUCGCUCUCCUCUGUUCGAUACCUCAGCCUGUCUGGCAUCCACGCACGGUUGGAUGUGGUACAAACUUUCCUGUCCCACUCUCCCAACGUCCAGCGCUUGGUCAUGACAGAUUGCUCGGCGACGUUCCACAUGGGCUUCGUGACCACACUCUUCCCGGACGACGCCCUCGAGCGGUACUGGUCUGGUCGCGGUUGCAGCACCAUGAUGCCCGCGCUGGAGGCGGUGGCCUGUGACAACGGUCCGUACCGCACGAACCUGGGCUUGGCUCGCCCGCUCUAUGCGUGCCUCAAGGAGCUCUUUGAUCCACAAAUGCACCCGCCUGGUCCGGGACGGAACGACCAGCUCCGAAAUUUCACGAAUCAAGCCGACCGCUACUUGAACGACACUCGAAUUUGGCAGCGGCGCCCUGCACAAAUUUUGACCGCAAGCGAGCGCACGUUCCCGGCCGACCCUGUUGAGAUUGUCAUUAGGUACCGCUGGUAUUGA
Molecule: messenger RNA, 924 nt
Organism: Punctularia strigosozonata HHB-11173 SS5
Lineage: Eukaryota; Fungi; Basidiomycota; Agaricomycetes; Corticiales; Punctulariaceae
Exons: 2
Coding region: 1-924 (307 amino acids)
Source: RefSeq, a predicted model, not a curated record